AUGGAGAUCAUGGGAAGAGUUUUUGGGAUUGUUCUGCUACUCGUGGUGGCCUUUGGUGCUUGUCUGGCUGACGUGAGAAGUGAAGACAGCGUGAAGAGAGUAGAUGGCACUGGCCGGUUCGUUAAUUCUACAGCUACAACUCCUGACGAAAUAAGAGUUGAGCAGAAUAUGAACGUGAGCAAUACCGGUGGAAGAGGAGGUAAAGGCAGACACGAAGGACGGGGGAGAAUAAAUAAUGGCGGAAGUCGAGGAGGCGGAGGGGGCGGUGGAGGAGGGGGAGGAGGUGGCAGUGGUGGGGGCGGCGGAGGAGGAGGAAACGGGAAAGGUCAUGGGUGGGGGGGAGGAAAUGGUACUGGUGGAGGGGGAGGAGGCGGCGGCGGGGGCGGUGGUGGAGGAGGGGGUGGGGGUGGCGGACGGGUUGGGGAGGCGGUGGUAAUUGGAAUAUUGGGUGUUGGGUUUGGGGAUGUGGAGAUGAGAAGAAAUCAGAAGGAAGAAGCAGCAGCGGCAAGCUUCCCUCACCUUGACAUGCAUGGCGCUCUUGGUUAG
This is a messenger RNA of Neltuma alba, 546 nucleotides long. RefSeq names its product glycine-rich cell wall structural protein 1-like. The transcript has a single exon. The record is from RefSeq and is a predicted model, not a curated record. NCBI's taxonomy places the organism in Eukaryota, Viridiplantae, Streptophyta, Magnoliopsida, Fabales, Fabaceae. The coding region runs from base 1 to 546 and encodes 181 amino acids.